Molecule: messenger RNA, 1314 nt
Organism: Culicoides brevitarsis
Lineage: Eukaryota; Metazoa; Arthropoda; Insecta; Diptera; Ceratopogonidae
Product: solute carrier family 25 member 35-like
Exons: 2
Coding region: 349-1281 (310 amino acids)
Source: RefSeq, a predicted model, not a curated record
AAGGCAUACUACCAUAAUAAUUUAAGUUAAAUACAUAUUAUUAAAAAUAAAAGAAAAUAACCUUUAUGUAAAUUCUGAAAGUUUGACUUUUACUGAAAAAAACUAAAUGAAAAAAUUAUAUAAUCUGUGAUUCACAUAUAUUACAAUCGAAAUCUUAUAAAUAUUAGUGACAUUCAGCGUCAACGAAUAUAUAAAACAUACUUGGUGCUUGGUGUUCGGAAAAAAAUUAUAAUAAAUUACAAAUACGUGAAAUAAUAAUAUAAAGAACGCCGGUAUUGACCUGAAUUUGAUUAGUGACUUAAAAAUAAAUUGAAACCUACAAAGUAUUCUAUUUACUAUAAAACAAAAAUGGAUUUUUUGCUUGGUGGCACAGCUGCAUGUAUGGCAGGAUUUUUCAGUAAUCCAUUUGAUGUAAUUAAGACGCGACAGCAAUUACAAGGUGAAUUGGCUCAAAAGCUUAGUUACACACCAUACAGUUCAGUGUGGCACUCGAUUCGGUCGAUUGUGAAGGCCGAGGGUAUACUUGGUUUACAAAAGGGAUUAUCGUCUGCUUUAGCAUUUCAAUUUGUAAUGAAUAGCACGCGACUUGGAUCAUAUCAAACAAUAGACAAUCUUGGAUGGACUCGAAGCAGUAACGGAGAUAUUUCUAUGCUGCGAUGUGUAUUUUGGGGAGGUAUGAGUGGCAUGUUUGGCUCUGCUUUGGGAUGCCCACUUUAUUUGGUCAAAACUCAAAUACAAGCACAGUCACAUGGAAAAUAUGCGGUUGGGUACCAACAUCAUCACACGGGGAUGAUGGACGGCCUGCGUCAUAUUUGUAAGAAAUACGGACUAAAAGGAUUGUGGCGCGGUUACUCUAGCUUGAUUCCCCGUACAAUGGUGGCAUCUUCUGCGCAGUUAGCAACGUUUUCGGAAUGCAAAGAUCAAAUACAACGUUUUCAUGUGUUUCGACAAUCUGUAUUUUUGACUGCACUUGCAUCGAGUAUGAUCAGUGGACUCUUUGCUUGUAUUUGUAUGACACCAUUUGAUGUUAUCGCAACAAGAAUGUUUAAUCAAGGUGUUGAUAAAACUGGAAAAGGUUUACUUUAUAACAAUAUCAUUGACUGUUUUUCUAAGACUUUUAAAGUUGAAGGAUUUUUUGGAUUAUAUAAAGGAUUUGUACCAAACUAUUUACGAGUUGCCCCGCAUACUAUUUUAAAUCUAACCUUUUGGGAUAUGCUGAAGAAAUGGAGAGCUUUAUAUUUUCCCGAAGAUAAUAACGUGCUUUUUAAAAGCAUACCUUAAUAUUUUAAAUAUUAAAAAUAAAUAAACGAUAAA